AUGUCAUGUCAUGUCACUCAUCUGUUGUUACUGUUGUUCAAUUUAUUUUAGUUUAUAUUGAAAAUGUCAGGAUCAAAGAAAAUGACACUGCGUGUACAGUCCGCGGAGGGUACUGCUCGCGUGGACGUACUGGACACAGAGGUUACGGCGGUGCUGUUCGAGCGUGUUUACGACUCGUUACACCUCACCACAUACGGUUUCGCGCUGCACAAGGAUCGUCAGCGCAAAGAGGAGAUCACGUCGAGCAAGUCCCGGCAGCUGCGCGAGUACGGCUUGCAGCAUGGAGACAUGCUCUACUUGAGCCCAGUCAAUGGAGCAGUGCUGUUUGACCAACCAUCCACAAGUUCAGAUACAAUUAACAAGCCAUUUCGAGAGCCGAGCGAAGCAGGCCCUUCGUCUGCUCCCACAGCUGCUGCACCACGACAGGGUACUGUUGAGGAAGAUGAGGUUGAUCAGCAAUUAUACAAAUGUUCCGGUACUAUCCAAAGGCAACGAGACGAGAAACUAUGUCGACACAAUUCCAAAGGGUGCUGUGUACACUGUUCCCCACUGGAGCCCUGGGACGAGGGCUACCUCAAGGAACACAAUAUUAAGCACAUAUCUUUCCACUCAUACUUAAGGAAGAUCACAUCUGGCCAGUUCAUAUCCUUAGAUGAAAUGUCCUGUAAAAUUAAACCAGGCUGCAAGGAGCACCCGCCGUGGCCGCGCGGCAUCUGCUCCAAGUGCCAGCCGGGCGCCGUGACGCUGAACCGGCAGCCCUACCGCCACGUCGACAACGUGGUGUUCGAGCACCCCGCGCUGGUCGAGCGCUUCCUCUCCUACUGGCGCGCCACCGGCCACCAGCGCGUCGGCUUCCUCUACGGCCGGUACGAGCUGCAUCCCGAUGUGCCUUUAGGUAUCCGCGCGCGCGUGUGUGCGAUCUACGAACCGCCGCAGGCCGGCGGACGCGACGAGGUGACGCUGCAGCCGGACCCGCAGGAACAAGUGCUGCAACAGCUGGCCGCCGCGCUCGGACUGCGCCGGGUGGGGUGGUGCUUCACAGACCUGCUGCCGGCAGACAGAGCUGCAGGCACCGUGCGACACCUGCGCGGCGUGGACACGCACUUCCUGUCGGCGCAGGAGUGCAUCAUGGCGGGCCACUUCCAGGACCAGCACCCCAACGCCUGCCGCCACGCCUCCUCCGGGUACUUCGGCUCCAAGUUCGUCACCGUCUGCCUCACAGGCGACAGCAACAACCGCGUCCACCUGGAGGGCUACCAGGUGUCGGGGCAGUGCCAGGCGCUGGUGCGGGACGGCGUGCUGCUGCCGACCAGGGACGCGCCCGACCUCGGCUACAUCCGCGACUCCAGCGACCGCCAGUACGUGCCCGACCUCUACUACAAGGAAAAGGACGUGUACGGCAACGAGGUGGGCGUGUCCGCGAAGCGCGUGCCGGUGGCGUACCUGCUGGUGGACGUGCCGUGCGGGGUGUCCGCGGGGGGCGGGGCCGGCGGGGGCGGCCCCCUAGUGGCGUCCGGCUCGUUCCCGCCCGCGCACCGCGCCCUGCAGCCACACCUGCAGACGCUGCGAGCGCUGCACCAGCACGUGCAAGCCGCGCCAUCCUUCCUAGAGGCGAUGUCGGACCUGCACGUGCUGCUGUUCCUGGCCACCAACGAGACGGUCCCGCUGAGCGUGGAGGCGCUGCAGCCGCUGCUGCGGGCCGUGGUGGAGCGCGACCACGCCGCCGCAGACACCUGGAGGCACCACCCGCACUACGCCACGCUCGAACACCUCGCGCGCGUCGCGCACGACCACGAGCCCGACCACGACCACGACCACCGCGCGGCGCGCCGCUCGCACAGCGACGGCGGCAGCGGCGGCGGCGUGUGGACGUGUCCGCUGUGCACGUUCCACAACGCGGCGCGGCACGACGCCUGCGAGAUGUGCGCCAUGCCGAGAAAUGCGAUGUAAACCCGCACUCUCAACGCGGUGCGUGCUCGUGCGGGACGUCGCACUCAAACUAGGCUUACGUUAUUUUUAUAUCGACGGAGGGUACCAGCAUGCAGACGCCUCGCCUGCGACCACCUUCCAGGUGGAUUUAGACUGGAUCUCACAGUUAUACUAAACAUUGAGGUAUUACGUACUCGCGUCCACAAUACUAGUAUAGUAGUUGCUAAUAGUGAUAUUGUUAUAUUAAUUUCCAAAUAUUUAAAUGGAGGGUUUAUUUUAUUAUGACGAGGUACAAGUGUUUACGUUUUAGUACAGAUUGAUUUUUUGUAUCGGUCUGGGUGUUUUCUAUAUAUAAUACGUAUGUAUUUACUAAAAAAAAUCUAUUUGUAUCAGUUAUCUGGAGCUCAUAAUACAAGCUUUAGCUAUCUUAACUUGGGUCUAGAUGGCGCUGUGUGAAUUGUCCAGGGUUAUUUAUUUAAAUUUACAAGGAAUUGUACUGCCGGGGAUUGCAAUAAUGAAACUGUUGCGGUACAUUGCGGCAAAAAUGCCGUUAUACACAGUUCUAGCCCCGUGAUGGUGUAUUUAUAUUGAUGAAAAAGAAACGGGUGCAGACAGAUAUUAUUUAUUCCACUCACAAUGCUCAUAUUUUAUUUAUAUAUAGUUGUCUCAUCUAUGAGUAAAUCUCAAAUUCAAAUUCAAAAUCAUUUAUUCAUGUAGGACAUUUUAGAACGUCAAAUUUUACAUUAUAAUUUUAAUUUAAAAAUUUGACGUUCAUAAGCGGCUAAAAUGACCUAUCCUAUGUUUGAAUAUAUACAUAUAAAUUUUUCAACCUAAUAGUGAUUGAAGAACAAAUUCAAUCACAACUAGGCUGUUGAAAUUUCAAUUUGGUACACAGAUCAUAUUGCUAAUUAACAAAAGCCGGCAGUUGGUACCUAAAACCUCAAUGGAGUCAAAUAGUUUCCAUUAUGUGAAACAGUUGUAAUUUUUAAAAAUGUUUUUUUUGGUUAGCACUUUUAUACUCUCAACUGGCAACACGUUCUCUAAAUCCACCUCUAGGUGUUACUUUUAUAGAAGUGAUCGAUAGCAAGACCCGUUCUGCUCAUUGUAUAUUGUUCUCAUCACACUGCACAGACAGACAGACCGACGGGUGUGUUGGUUAAUACUUGUCAGAACUGGUUGAAGCUAUUUAAUAAACAAACUUGUUUAUGUAAUUUUUUUCCACUUCAAAACUACACUGUGCGUUGUAGCAUGGUGCGGGUGACAGUUACUAAUUU
Molecule: messenger RNA, 3203 nt
Organism: Achroia grisella
Lineage: Eukaryota; Metazoa; Arthropoda; Insecta; Lepidoptera; Pyralidae
Gene: Npl4
Product: nuclear protein localization protein 4 homolog
Exons: 12
Coding region: 64-1950 (628 amino acids)
Biological process (GO): ubiquitin-dependent protein catabolic process
Cellular component (GO): nucleus
Molecular function (GO): ubiquitin binding; ubiquitin protein ligase binding
Source: RefSeq, a predicted model, not a curated record